Prosopis cineraria is the source of this 450-nucleotide messenger RNA. Its product is annotated as signal peptidase complex subunit 2-like. The transcript has 4 exons. The coding region runs from base 1 to 450 and encodes 149 amino acids. The record is from RefSeq and is a predicted model, not a curated record. Gene Ontology annotation, biological process: protein targeting to ER. Gene Ontology annotation, cellular component: signal peptidase complex; membrane. NCBI's taxonomy places the organism in Eukaryota, Viridiplantae, Streptophyta, Magnoliopsida, Fabales, Fabaceae.
AUGGUGUCCAAAGGUUUGAAGAAAGCUAAUCUCUUGGAUCAUCACUCCAUCAUUUACAUCCUCGAUGAAUCUGCCUCUGAGGUCUUGACCAGUCGUGGAUUUGUGAAAGAUAUGACAUUGAGCAAUGUCAGGCUGUUUAUUGGGAUGAUUAUAGUUGUCAUUGCUCUCUUUGCCCAGUUUUACAAAAAAAGGUUUCCUAAGAAUAGGGACUUCCUCGUCGGCUGCAUCUAUAUAGUCUUCAACGGGUUGUUGCAGUUGAUUAUAUACAUAAAGGAGAAGAAUGCCAUUUUGUUUACAUAUCCUCCUGUUGCAUCCUUCACCAGUACUGGAUUGGUAAUCUCUUCCAACCUGCCUAGAUUUUCUGAUGCAUACACACUUACCAUAGCAAGUGUAGAUCCAAAAUCAAUUUUUACAAAUGAACCAGUACAUUUUACUAAAUGUGUUACUUGA